GCCGGAUACACAUAUUCACAUAAUCCUCAUCCAGUCGGUCGCCUUGAAAAAUCCAUUGGCACGCUGCUGGUGCGUAUUGCUAGAUCAGAAAGUGAUUUGGCUGACAGACUUUUAGAGGUCAAUUGGGAGGCACUGAUUUUUACUUAAAACAAUCACAUCUGUAUAUUCAUAAAUCACAAUGGGUGCUACUCGCGCGCAAAAGGAAAUUUACUUCAUCAAACUAAAGGAACUUAUCUCCAAGUAUCCCUCCAUCUUCAUCGUCAACGUUGACAAUGUUAGCUCCAACCAAAUGCACCAGAUUCGUGUUGCCCUCCGUGGCAAAGGUGUCGUCUUGAUGGGCAAGAACACUAUGGUUCGCCGCGCUCUUCGUACUAUCCUUUCGGAGAACCCCCAGUUCGAGCGUCUUCUUCCCCACGUCAGGGGUAACAUCGGUUUCGUCUUCACCGACAAAGACCUCAAGGAGGUUAGGGAAAUCAUCGUUGCCAACAAGAUCGCAGCCCCCGCUCGUGCCGGUGCUUAUGCCCCCAAGGAUGUCUUCGCCCUCGGUAUCCCCACCAAAAUCGCUCGUGGUACCAUUGAAAUUUCGUCCGAGGUCCAGGUCGUUACCGCUGGUAGCCGUAUCUUCGACUCUGGAAACGCGUUCGCUCCUGAAGUUCUUGAUAUCGAUGAGAAGGUGCUCAUUGACCGCUUCAUGUCCGGUAUCCAGACCAUUGCUGCCAUCUCAUUGGCCCUCAACUACCCCACCGUCGUCUCGGUCACGCACUCGCUUGUCAACUCGUACAAGAACCUCAUUGCUCUGUGCUUGUCUACCGACUACAUGUUCGAGGGUGCCCAGAAGGCCAAGGAAUACUUGGAGAACCCUGACGCAUUUGCCGCCGUCGCCGCACCUGCUGCCGCUGAGGCCGCAUCUGCUGCUGUUGAGGCUGAGGUUGAGGAGAAGGCCGAAGAGAAGGAGGAGUCUGACGAUGACAUGGGUUUCGGUCUCUUCGACUAGAUUACGCAUCGUGUCAUGUUAUUUACCGUCACGCUCAUCAUCUAAUGCACAUGCAGGCUGAUAAGAUCACUCACUCGUGUUGAUCAAACGAUCCCCAAAUACAUAUAAGUCAAAAGGAACAUUGUGAGGCGCCUAUUCAUGCUUCUACGUAGACUAUACAUAUAUAGCUUCGUCCAUUCAUCGUUACACGUUGAUCGAUGUGUGUGUUUCUUACUGGUUGUUGUAGUGACACCAUUAAGUAGUAUGGGCAUGAAAGCCAGGCGCUGUUACAGGGACCGGACCAAACCGGUUACCUGGACUAGGCGGGGCCAUAGCAGAUUCAGAUAUUCCCAUACUAUGAU
Messenger RNA from Suillus subalutaceus, 1335 nucleotides. RefSeq names its product ribosomal protein L10-domain-containing protein. Bases 179 to 994 code for a protein of 271 amino acids. Gene Ontology annotation, biological process: ribosomal large subunit assembly; cytoplasmic translation. Gene Ontology annotation, cellular component: cytosolic large ribosomal subunit. Lineage: Eukaryota; Fungi; Basidiomycota; Agaricomycetes; Boletales; Suillaceae. The record is from RefSeq and is a predicted model, not a curated record. The transcript has 7 exons. Gene Ontology annotation, molecular function: structural constituent of ribosome; large ribosomal subunit rRNA binding.